Messenger RNA from Ectocarpus siliculosus, 312 nucleotides. The record is from the annotation of a GenBank genome assembly. Lineage: Eukaryota; Phaeophyceae; Ectocarpales; Ectocarpaceae.
AUGGUAGCCAUCUCAUCUUGCCUCCUGGCACAAACAGUCGCGGUCACCAGCCUCUCAACCUACAUUGGCGUCUAUGUCCAGCAACUGGUGGGGCUGGCUUCUGCGGACAUGGCGGGCUACUACUCGAGUUGGUUGCUGAUCUCAUACACAGUCGGCGGUCUCCUCUCAAGCUACCCGUGGGGAAUAUUCGCUGACCGAUUCGGGCGGAAACCGGUCAUGCUGAUUGGCGUAUGUGGGACGGGCUUGUUCUCGAUUGCCUUUGGAAUGUCGGAAACCUUGGCUGCGGCCAUGAUCUCAAGGUAUUUUUUAUGA